Molecule: messenger RNA, 705 nt
Organism: Ficedula albicollis (Collared flycatcher)
Lineage: Eukaryota; Metazoa; Chordata; Aves; Passeriformes; Muscicapidae
Gene: RBX1
Product: ring-box 1
Exons: 5
Coding region: 1-540 (179 amino acids)
Biological process (GO): protein ubiquitination; ubiquitin-dependent protein catabolic process
Cellular component (GO): cullin-RING ubiquitin ligase complex; nucleus
Molecular function (GO): cullin family protein binding; ubiquitin protein ligase activity; zinc ion binding
Source: RefSeq, a predicted model, not a curated record
AUGGAAUUAGAAAGGGUGGCUCUUCAGAGAGAUGGCAUCUCCACGGACCUGCAAGGCUGGGAGAAAUUUCAAGACCUGCAGUUGUACUGUCCUCGCCAUAUCAUGGGGAAUACUACCACGGACCUUCUCGGGAAUGUACUGACUGAGUCCUCGCCAUAUCAUGGGGAAUACUACCACGGACCUUCUCGGGAAUCUUUUCUAUUUCAAAAAGUACAUGGGAUCUUGAAGAGUAGCGAGGAUUACUGUACAUUGAGUCAAAACUCUGUUUUUCUUUUUUCCUCCUCUCUCCAGUGGAACGCUGUAGCUCUGUGGGCAUGGGACAUCGUGGUUGAUAACUGUGCCAUUUGCAGAAACCACAUUAUGGAUCUAUGCAUAGAAUGUCAAGCCAACCAAGCAUCGGCUACCUCUGAGGAGUGCACAGUUGCAUGGGGUGUCUGCAAUCACGCUUUCCACUUCCACUGCAUCUCUCGCUGGCUCAAAACUCGCCAAGUAUGUCCGCUGGACAACAGGGAAUGGGAGUUCCAAAAGUAUGGACACUAGAGAGAUGGUCACACGCUUCUUGUUAUGUCAUCGAACUCAGUUGUUCUUGUCACUAUGAGUUUGUUUUAGUGACUUGGAAAGUCAGUAAUGUAUACAAUUCUUCUUUCAUGCUAAUUUCUUCCUAUUAUGUACCAUUAAAUAAAGUCUUGCUGGAGCUUCCUGUCG